AUGGUACCACCAAAGCAAGCGACGAUUAUGUCGUUUUUCGCCAAAAAGCCUGCAGGCACUGCCGUCAAGACCCCCAAAUCAAAAGAGUCGGUGUCGCCGGCUGGCAGUGGAUUGCCUCCUAACAAUGUAGCCUCUCCUACCCCGUCAGCGCGAGGAUCUGCAUCUCUGGGGUCCAGCUCGGCCUGGUUGCAGACCCCAGACAGUUCUCGUACAAAUAUCUCGUCGGAUGUUCCAAGCAGUCCUGCCCCAAAUAAGCGUUUGCUCGCAAUUGACUCAGAUAGCGAGGACGAUGCCAUGGAGGUAGAUCCCAGCGAGCACGAGUUUGACGAUUCACAAGAUGAAUAUAAACCAAACGGGAGCGACCAUGAUGAUGAUGAUGAUGAUGAAGAAGAAGAAGAGGUGGAUCAUGAUGCCUCGGAUGAGGAAAUGCAGACCAGUUUGCUGUCACCGCAAAAAAAGGCCAAGGUUGGUCCACACUCCACAAACAACUUGGAGAAGUUCCAUGCAAAGUCAGAAUACAAAGCUACCUCAAUUCGGGCCCCACCUCCGAAAAAAAUUCGCCCAUCUACGCCUGAGGAAGAACGAUACAAGUGGCUCGAAGAUGUCAAGGAUGCAGACGGCCACCGCCCAGAUCACCCAGAUUACGACCCACGAACACUGUACAUUCCGUCGUCCGCUUGGUCCAAAUUCACACCGUUUGAAAAGCAGUACUGGGAGAUCAAAUCGAAGCUUUGGAACACAGUGGUAUUUUUCAAAAAGGGUAAAUUCUACGAACUGUACGAAAACGAUGCCGCGAUUGCCCACGAAAAGUUCGAUCUUAAACUGGCUGGCGGCGGAAGAGCUAAUAUGCAGCUCGCUGGUAUUCCAGAAAUGUCAUUUGAUGCGUGGGCGUCUACUUUUAUUGCCAAUGGUUACAAAGUGGCUAAAGUAGAUCAGGUUGAGACCGCUCUCGCCAAGGAAAUGCGUGACCAGACAGCAGCCAAAAAAGAAGAGAAGAUUAUUCGACGUGAACUCAAAUGCGUUCUGACUGCUGGUACACUAACAAAUGAAGCUAUGCUUGUUGAUGAUUUGUCCCGCUACUGCAUGGCCAUCAAGCAGGAUGGCCGACACUUUGCGUCGGUGUUUGUUGAUACUGCAACAGGCGCGUUUGCAUUGACCGAGUUCGAGGAUGACGAAAAUUAUCAUCAUUUCGAAACACUCAUGGCCCAAGUUCGCCCCCGUGAGCUGGUUUUGGAGCGCGGUAACCUCGAUAGAGCCGCAAACCGAAUCAUCAAGAAUAACGUUUCAGUUGAUACCCAGUAUAACGUGCUGAAGCCAAUGGAAGAAUUUUGGGACUAUGAUACAGCAUUGCAGCGGCUUGCCAGAGCCAAAUACUUUGAGGCAGAGAACCUCGACGAUUUCAGCCACUACCCCAAAGUGUUACAAGAUGCAAAGGAGUCCGAACUCCUCAUGUCCGCCCUCGGUGGGCUUCUAUGGUACUUGCAUAGUCUCAAGCUUGAUGAGCAGCUUGUAAAGGUUGGCAAUUUUUCAAAUUACACAGCGCUUAACAAGGGCCAAGGUACCAUGAUACUUGAUGGUCAAUGUUUACAGAAUCUGGAAGUAUUUUCCAACACAUUCGACGGAGGAGCUGAUGGAACAUUGUUCAAGCUUGUCAACAAAUGUGUCACACCCUUCGGUAAAAGAACUUUGCGUGCUUGGGUCUCUCACCCGCUUAGAGAUGUCAAACAAAUUCGAGCUAGGCAGGAUGCUGUACAGCUGCUGUUGGAUCAUGAUGAACUUCGUGAGGCUCUUGAGUCCAGGUUCUUGGGCCUCCCAGAUAUUGAGCGCCUUUUGAGUCGAGUUCAUGCUGGAAGCUUGAUGCCGAAAGAUUUUGCUAGAGUUGUUUCUGGACUUGAGACUAUGGCAAGCUUGUUAGAUUGGAUGCACUCGCAAAAUUUCGGGCUGCCACUUUUAGAUGAACUAUUGGCAAAGGCUCCUGCUAUCAAAGAGAUUCUGCAACCGUGGACCACUGCGUUCGAUCACGAAAAGGCAAAGAACGAAGAUAUUCUUGUGCCGGAACCUGGCGUUGAGGAAGAGUUUGACGCUUCUAACGAGACGAUUCGCGGAUAUGAACAGGAACUUGAAGCACAAAUCAAAGAGUAUAGGAAGCUUCUCAAGUCCCUAGAUGUGUGCUAUCGUGAUUCCGGUAAAGAGAUUUACUUGAUCGAAGUGCCUGCUCGAGUUAAAGUUCCUAACGACUGGCAAAAGAUGUCUAUGACGGCCAAAGUCCAUCGCUAUUACUCUCCAGAGGUUCGGCACCUGGUUCGGCAGUUGCAGGAGGCAAAAGAAACCCACAAGCUAGUUGCUCUGGGGGUUCAGGGCAGGCUCUACGCGAGAUUUAGCGAGAACUAUCGGGAGUGGCUAGCGCUCACCAAGACCGUUGCCCACUUUGACUGUUUGCUGAGCUUGGCACGCACAUCGGCAAACAUGGCGGUUCGUUGUCGUCCGGAAUUCGUGGAAAGCGAAAGGCCGUUAAUCGAGUUUGCAGAGCUACGUCAUCCCUGCAUGCCAAACUUUAUCCCUAACGAUGUGCAUCUCGGAGGAGCAAACAAAAACCUGUCGCUGCUGACCGGCGCGAAUGCGGCAGGAAAGUCUACCGUGCUGCGAAUGACUGGCGCAGCUGUACUUUUGGCUCAGCUUGGGUGCUUUGUGCCUGCCCAAUCUGCUAAAUUAACAGCAUGUGACCGGAUCAUGACACGACUAGGGGCCAGUGACAAUAUAUUUGCUGGAAAAUCGACAUUCCAUGUCGAGCUCAGCGAGACGGAACGAAUUCUCCACGAGGCCACCCCCAACACGCUCGUGGUUUUGGACGAGCUGGGCCGAGGUGGAUCUUCCAGCGACGGCUUGGCCAUUGCAGAAGCGGUUUUGCACCACCUAGCUACGCACAUCGGCUGUCUUGGCUUCUUCGCUACACACUACGGUACACUUAUUGAUUCGUUCAGAAUCCAUCCCGAAGUAAGACCCCAGCGUAUGGGUAUUAUUGUCGACCAGGUGAGUCGGGAGGUCACCUUCUUGUAUCAACUAGAAGACGGCGAGAGCGAAGGGUCAUUUGGCAUGAACGUCGCACUCAUGUGUGGUGUGAGCCGCGCAAUUGUUGACACGGCUGAGGAGGCUGCGCGUAACUACGAAGUCACUCAAAGACUCCGUAAGGUCGGCUUCCAGGGAGUUCCCCUUGGUUUGCAAAGCGACGCUAUUUGGUCACUGGACCACACACCUAGUCCUCGGGCGGUCUCCGCUAUGGAAUCAAUGUCCUUAGCACUGUAA
Messenger RNA from Wickerhamiella sorbophila, 3303 nucleotides. RefSeq names its product DNA mismatch repair protein MSH6. Gene Ontology annotation, molecular function: ATP binding; mismatched DNA binding; ATP-dependent DNA damage sensor activity. NCBI's taxonomy places the organism in Eukaryota, Fungi, Ascomycota, Dipodascomycetes, Dipodascales, Trichomonascaceae. The record is from RefSeq and is a predicted model, not a curated record. The transcript has a single exon. The coding region runs from base 1 to 3303 and encodes 1100 amino acids. Gene Ontology annotation, cellular component: MutSalpha complex; nucleus. Gene Ontology annotation, biological process: mismatch repair.